Lipotes vexillifer (Yangtze River dolphin) is the source of this 526-nucleotide messenger RNA. It is a transcript of the gene GIP, whose product is annotated as gastric inhibitory polypeptide. Lineage: Eukaryota; Metazoa; Chordata; Mammalia; Artiodactyla; Lipotidae. The transcript has 5 exons. The coding region runs from base 6 to 440 and encodes 144 amino acids. Gene Ontology annotation, molecular function: hormone activity; glucagon receptor binding. The record is from RefSeq and is a predicted model, not a curated record. Gene Ontology annotation, cellular component: extracellular region. Gene Ontology annotation, biological process: regulation of fatty acid biosynthetic process; regulation of insulin secretion; response to starvation.
GGAAGAUGGUGGCCAUGAAGACCUUCUCUCUGCUGCUAGUGUCCCUGCUCCUGGCACUGGUGCUAGGAGAGAAGGAAGAAAGUCACUCCAGGUUCCACACUAAGGCCAGCGGCUCCCAACCACGAGGCCCCAGGUACGCCGAAGGCACUUUCAUCAGUGACUAUAGCAUCGCCAUGGACAAGAUCCGCCAACAGGAUUUUGUGAACUGGCUGUUGGCGCAGAAGGGAAAGAAGAGCGACUGGAAACACAACAUCACCCAGAGGGAGGCCCGGGCCCUACAGCUGGCCCAUCAAUCUAACAGGAAGGAGGAGGCAAGGGCGCAGCAGGGCUCCCUACCCAAGAACCCCAGUGAUGACGGUUUGCUAAAGGAUUUACUGAUUCGAGAGCUGCUGUCCUGGAUAGUGGAUCAGAUGGAGCUCUGCAGGCUCAGGUUUCAGUGACUCUGACCAAACCCAGCUCAGAACUGGACUCUGUCCUUCACUCACUCAGCUCCUGCCUCAGCUCCACCCCAGGAUACCCCAAAGAA